Myotis davidii is the source of this 3459-nucleotide messenger RNA. RefSeq names its product potassium voltage-gated channel subfamily J member 15 (gene KCNJ15). Lineage: Eukaryota; Metazoa; Chordata; Mammalia; Chiroptera; Vespertilionidae. Gene Ontology annotation, cellular component: plasma membrane. Gene Ontology annotation, biological process: regulation of monoatomic ion transmembrane transport; potassium ion import across plasma membrane. Bases 315 to 1514 code for a protein of 399 amino acids. The transcript is spliced from 3 exons. Gene Ontology annotation, molecular function: inward rectifier potassium channel activity. The record is from RefSeq and is a predicted model, not a curated record.
CUUGGCCCUCCCUCCCUCCGCCCAGUCUCUUCCAAUCUCUUUCUUUCUCUCUUCAGCUCCUCCAGGUAAACCCUACUCAAGCUUGUACCAACUUGUUUUUGACUGACAGGGAGCAAGGAGAGCUGUCUUCAUUCCGAGGGAACCCGAACACCUAUGCUCCCAAGGCGACCUGCCCAGACAGCAGCUCACCUCCCGCCAGGAGGGUGCCUCGCAGCCCUUGCAGGUAAGGGGCAGGCGGGGGUCAGACCCGGAGCCCACAGCCUGUGGGAGCGAGCUCGGGAACACGGCCCUUCUCAAGGCAGGAGCAGCACCCCAUGGUAGCCAGGUGGGCGAAGGGGAGCCAGGACGGUGCGCCCGCCUUGAAGAAGACGGCUUCUGACCUGCUGAGUGGUCCCAAGAGGCUGAGCAUGGACCCAGUGCACCUCAGCAUGUCCAGUGCGCCCCUGGUGAGGCACUCGGACAGGCCCCGCGUCAUGUCCAAGAGCGGGCACAGCAACGUGAGAAUCGACAAGGUGGAUGGCAUAUACUUACUCUACCUUCAAGACCUGUGGACGACCGUGAUCGACAUGAAGUGGAGAUACAAACUCACCUUGUUCGCGGCCACGUUCGUCAUGACCUGGUUCCUUUUCGGGGUGAUCUACUAUGCCAUCGCGUUCAUUCACGGGGACCUAGAACCCGGCGAGCCCAUUUCUAACCACACGCCCUGCAUCAUGAAGGUGGACUCCCUCACGGGGGCGUUUCUCUUCUCCCUGGAGUCCCAGACCACCAUCGGCUACGGCGUCCGCUCCAUCACGGAGGAGUGCCCUCACGCCAUCUUCCUGCUGGUCGCUCAGCUGGUCAUCACCACCUUGAUUGAGAUCUUCAUCACGGGCACCUUCCUGGCCAAAAUCGCCAGACCCAAGAAGCGGGCGGAGACCAUCAAGUUCAGCCACUGCGCGGUCAUCACCAAGCAGAACGGGAAGCUGUGCCUGGUGAUCCAGGUGGCCAACAUGCGCAAGAGCCUCCUGAUCCAGUGCCAGCUCUCUGGCAAGCUCCUGCAGACCCACGUCACCAAGGAGGGCGAGCGGAUCCUCCUCAACCAGGCAUCCGUCAAAUUCCACGUGGACUCCUCUUCCGAGAGCCCCUUCCUCAUUUUGCCCUUGACCUUCUACCACGUGCUGGAUGAGACCAGCCCCCUGAGAGAUCUCACACCCCAGAACCUGAAGGAGAAGGACUUUGAGCUCGUGGUGCUCCUCAAUGCCACCGUGGAGUCCACCAGCGCCGUCUGCCAGAGCCGCACGUCUUACAUCCCAGAGGAGAUCUACUGGGGUUUUGAGUUCGUGCCCGUGGUUUCUCUCUCCAAGAACGGCAAGUACGUGGCUGACUUCAGUCAGUUCGAGCAGAUCCGGAAGAGUUCUGAUUGCACGUUUUACUGCGCGGAUUCGGAGAAGCAGAAACUGGAGGAGAAGUACCGGCAGGAGGACCAGCGGGAGAGAGAACUGCGGACUCUCCUGUUACAGCAGAGCAAUGUCUGAUGGCGGUGCCCUGGCCUCAGUUGACUCUGUGGCCAUUUCCACAUCCAAGCUCCUUCGAACAAAAAUGUGUGGAUGCAUUUCUAGAAACACUGCACAGAUGUGCGAAAUCCAUCUUCUCCUUUGAUCUGGUGGCUCAACAAGAAUCUCCACCUUCAAGAAGGUUCCUUGUUUAAAUGCUUUGUCUGAAGCAAACUCCUAAAGUUCAGAUUUUCUAAGAUGGGGCUACAUUUGGCAGGACUUGGUAGGGCAAUUGCAAACAUGUCCUGCAGGAUGGACAGACAGUCAGCAUACUGAGAGUGAAGGGAAGGCAUUUCUCUAUAUGGCUAUCAGCUGUAAUAUAAGGUAUUUAUGCAAUCCAAUAUCAAAGGCAUUGUGGCCUUGAAAUGUGGUUCAGUGUUCACUCACACCAUGGUUUAAACUCUUUUCGAGCAAAGAAAAUGGUAUAUGUUCUGGAGGCUAUCUGUUAAUACAACAAAUAGAGCAGGGGGAGUCUGUACUCACAAAAUAUAAUAAUUCCAUUUCUGCCUUUUCCCAGUGGAUUUAAUUGUGCAGCGUGAAAUUGGUCCAUCAGGAAUUAACAGUUGUGAAAACAUGUACGGAUGGAACUGAGGCUGUUGUCCGCACUACUUUUUGCUGGAAUGUACUAGCCCCUUCCUAUUCAACAUGUGGCUCCCCGGCUGGCAGCAUCAGCCCCUUGAGAACUCAUUAGCCACAUAGAGGCCCAGGCCCUGCCCCACUUAGAGAACCAGAGUCAGUAUGGUCACCGCACCCCAUGGGACUCACGCACACUUGAGUUUGAAAAGCUCCUCUCUGGGCAGUGCAUUCAGAGUAACCUCGGAAGCUGAGGGACAGUGAGGGUCCCCUGUCCACGUGGCCUCCAGAUCUAUCCUUCCUUAGGUUCUUCAUGGUGCGCCAAGCUUCCUUUCAGCCACUUCUUUCCUGAGCUAGUAAAACACCUUGUCCACAGUGGAAGGGUCACUGAUAGUCCAAGAGCAAAAUCAAACUCUUGCAAGUAAUGGUCGCCUCAUUCACGCUAAGUACACACAUGCACGCAAUACACCACACACGUGCGCACGCGCACACACACACACACACAGGGAUGCACACCCUAGCUCUUGAAGCAUGAUGGUGGAAAUUAUCAAUGAAAGACAUUUGCAGUUAAAAUUUUGUUCUCUAAGAUGGGGAGCACUGGGACUUGGAGGAAAUGGGGAAAGUGGUGGGAUUCAGAUUGUCGGUGAAAUGGUGAUGUGGUCUUCUCUUGAUGUUACCAGAUUUCAAAUGUCCUUUAACAGAAAAUGUGCCUGACGCCACUGACCUGGAGCAGCCCAUCGAACGCAGGGCCAGAAUAAUGGGGGCAAAGUCGUAAAGGUUCAAAGAACAAUCUCAAUGCACAAGAGCUUUUGUCUUAUUAUUCAGGAAGUUUUCUUCUGUUUCUGUUAUAAUUUUAUGGCAGAUUGUCUUCGAUCUUAAAAACAUUACAUGUAGUUAGAUAUGACCCCUUUUAGUUGUGAUUUUUUAUUGUAUAUUGUGGUCUAAUUGGCAGAAGAAUAAUCCCAGGGGCAUGUUUACAGAUUUUCCGUUGCACAAGUACAUUCUUCUCACAGUAUUGCCAUCAAUGUCACUUGGAAUGUGAUCAAGGUUAGGAAUCUUACCUGCUUAUAUUGUAUAUGGUACAAUGAUGUAGCACAAGAUCGAAGAAUCUCUUUUAUGUUCACUUAGCAAUCUACUUCAGCCAAAUGUGAAACACUUGAUCAUCUGAUCUUUCGCACUAUAUGCAAAAUAAAUAUGCAGUGUCUUAAAAGCGGAUACUCGUGGAAGUCAAUAAGUGAUAUUACAGUGUAGUUUUUCAUACGUAGGUCUAAAGUCGUGGCUGGUUUGAAACUUAGCAUUUUCCAGUAAUAUUUAUUAUUACUUUCUACAAAACACUCUAAUGUUGACAUGCAAC